Nelumbo nucifera (sacred lotus) is the source of this 2627-nucleotide messenger RNA. RefSeq lists its product as uncharacterized. The record is from RefSeq and is a predicted model, not a curated record. NCBI's taxonomy places the organism in Eukaryota, Viridiplantae, Streptophyta, Magnoliopsida, Proteales, Nelumbonaceae. Gene Ontology annotation, biological process: cortical microtubule organization. Gene Ontology annotation, cellular component: cortical microtubule.
UUAAAAAUCUGAAAACGUAGGCUUCAAGUGAGAGAAAACACAGACUAGAGAGAGAGAGAGAGCUGUUGUUGUUGCUCCUCUUGUCCCGGUCUAAAGAAAUCAAAAAACAAAACGGGCUCCUGAUCUUCCAUUGUCUCUCCCCUAAAAGCUCACAUCGUUCGAAUCGCAGAGUCCGAAGUCCCAACAACAGCACAGCAAAAUAUUACAAAAUCAACUGGCUUUUAUUUCACUCAUCUCGCAUUUUCAUCUUUUAAAGCUCCGGAGCUCUGUGUUCAGAUCUCUCCAUCUCUCCGAGCUCUGAUUUUGCGACAUUGGCGGUGGAUUCGUUCUAACGGUUUCCAUAUGAAAUCUAGCGGCGUGGAAACUGGUGUGGUAGGAAUGGUGCAGUAACGGCAGAGAUCGGGAAGUAGAGAAAGCUUUUAUCGUUCAAGCACCUGGAAAUGCCGUUUCGUUUUCUUCAAGUUUCUCUUUUUCUGUUUACAGCUUUCGAGCUAUGCGUCUGAUCUGUCUUUCUUGAUUUGGCCUUUUGUGAAAUUUGAGGGUUUCUGUCUGGCGUGGAACCGGUUGUCCUCGGAGAAGUAGAUGAGAAGUUAGGUUUUAGGUGGGAGAUUUCUCUCUUUCACUCGUUUCUGUUGGUAGAAGCUAGGUUCGGCUAUGAAUCGCAGUUUCCGGGCUCAGGAAUCGCAAAUGCAGGCGUCCAUACAGCAGAGACAGCAAGGGAGGAAUCUUGGUAGUGUAAUGAAGGAGAAGGAAGAGGAGCUCGCUUUGUUUCUCGAGAUGCGGAAACGCGAGAAGGAGCGGAACAAUCUUCUUCUGCUUCAGAACUCAGAGGAGUUUGACGCGCCUCUAGGAUCUAAACCUGGAAGUUCUCCCAUAUUCAAGAUCGUAUCGUCUACUCCUGCCCGCAAGACUGGUGCUGAUGAUUUCCUGAAUUCUGACAAUGACAAAAAUGAUUAUGAUUGGCUUCUUACACCACCUGGUACUCCUCUUUUUCCUUCACUGGAGAUGGAAUCUCAGAAAACCAUUAUGAGUCAGCUUGGCACUCCCAAAGCUAGGCCAACUGCUCUGAAGUCUAGGUUGGCAAAUCCCCAAACAGAACCUGCUUCAAGGGGCAAUUUAUCUAGGCCUACAUUGUCUCCUGGGUUGAAUUCCUCCAGUGCAGGAACACGCAGGCCUUCAUCAUCAGGAGGACCAGGUUCAACUGCAUCUAGACCUGCAACACCAACUGGGCGGCCAACAUUAUCCACAACAGCAAAACCCAUGACAGCAAAACCCUUGAGACCUUCUACUCCUACUUCGAGGGCCACUUUGCCUUCUUCUAAGUCCACAGCUCCAGCAGCUCCUGCAAGAUCGUCAACCCCUUCCUCACGAUCUACUGCUCGGUCUUCAACUCCAACAGCCAGAUCCUCAAUUCCAGCAUCCAAAUCUACAUCAAGGUCAGCAACACCAACACGUCGACCAUCAACACCAUCCAGUGUAUCUACUGUCUCUGCUCCUCCUGCGCGGUCUUCUUCAAUCUCCAAGUCAGCUCCAACAGCAGCAGUCACCAAGCCAGCUCCAACAGCAGCAGUCACCAAGCCAGCUCCAACAGCAGCAAGAAAUCCAGUGCCAUCACGUGGCACUUCACCAACUGUUAAAUCCAGACCUUGGAAGCCAUCAGAGAUGCCUGGUUUCUCACUGGAUGCUCCUCCAAAUUUAAGGACAUCAAUGCCAAAAAGGCCAGUUUCAACCUCUAGAGGUAGGCCUGGAGCUCCGAGCUCUCGAUCAUCUUCUGUUGAGCCUGGUUCUAAUGGAAGACCUAGACRACAAUCAUGUUCUCCUUCACGAGGCCGGGCUCCCAAUGGUAKUAUCCAUAGUAGUGGGAGUUCUGUUCCUGCAGUGAGUCGAUCACAUUCAAAUGGUAGUGACAAUGUGAGCCCUGUUCUUAUUGGAACAAAGAUGGUUGAAAGGGUAAUAAACAUGCGAAAAUUGGCUCCCUCAAGGCUAGAUGACCGCUCUUCCAACUCUGCAGGGAAGUCCACAUCGUCCCCAGAUAGCUCAGGCUUUGGGAGAACACUUUCAAAGAAAUCAUUAGAUAUGGCUCUGAGGCAUAUGGAUAUAAGGAGAAGUAUACCAGGUAGCCUUCGACCUUUGAUGACAAACAUUCCAGCCUCGUCCAUGUAUAGUGUGAGAUCUGGGCCAGCAAGGAGCAGGACAGUCAGUGUUUCAGACUCCCCUCUUGCCACAAGCAGUAAUGCCAGUUCUGAAAGUGUCAAUAACAAUGCUCUCUGCUUGGAUGGGAGUGACAUAGGAGAUGAUGAUCUUGGGAGCGAAAGAGGUGAGAGAGGUGGUCGAUCCUCUCCAGCCAGUCAGCAUGGCAGGUGAUCUUAUGGGUUUUGUUCACUAGCUGAAGAUGUCACCGCUUAUUCUUUACUUGGAAACUUGACCGGCUGGAGAUUGGCAAAGCAGGCAGUUUUCAUGGUGAUCUGUAAGACAUGCAUCUACGGUUUAUGUAUAGUGUAUCAGAUGGGUUGGCAGCUAAAUUAUUUUCAUGGCCAUUUGUACUAUUACUAAAACCGGUUAGGCAUGUGCCAAACAUUCCUCAAUCCUCGGUUCAGAAUCUAUACCAUUUGGUGAACUUGUAUUCA